AUGGCGCAACCCAGAGUAGGAGUUGCUGUUGUCAUUCUGAACCAGGAGGGAAAGGUUGUCCUGGGAAAAAGAAAGGGAAGUCAUGGCGCCGGGACAUGGGCAUGCCCGGGUGGACAUCUCGAAUUCGGCGAAUCCCUCGAGACAUGCGCAGAACGGGAGGUGCUCGAGGAGACGGGCCUCGCUAUCCGCGACGUGCGUUUCUUGACAGUCACCAACGACGUGUUCGAGGUUGAAAAAAAGCACUAUAUUACGGUGUUUGUAGGUGCAGUCCUCCAAGAUGAAGAGGCACAACCUCAGAUUCUGGAACCUGAGAAAUGCGAGGAGUGGCGAUGGACCGCCUGGGAAGAAGUUCGCUCGUGGUAUGACAGGCAGGCACAGGCCAAGGGCAAUGGGUCGAGUGCAGGACCGACACUGUUCAUCCCCUUGCUGAACCUCUUCCGGCAACGGCCAGCCUUUAACCCUAGCCAGAGCUAUGCUUCUGCGCACAAAUGA
Messenger RNA from Aspergillus clavatus NRRL 1, 492 nucleotides. RefSeq names its product nucleotide triphosphate diphosphatase NUDT15. The transcript is spliced from 3 exons. Gene Ontology annotation, cellular component: cytosol. Gene Ontology annotation, biological process: dGTP catabolic process. The coding region runs from base 1 to 492 and encodes 163 amino acids. The record is from RefSeq and is a predicted model, not a curated record. Gene Ontology annotation, molecular function: 8-oxo-7,8-dihydrodeoxyguanosine triphosphate pyrophosphatase activity. Lineage: Eukaryota; Fungi; Ascomycota; Eurotiomycetes; Eurotiales; Aspergillaceae.